UAGUAGGAUUAUUGCAAAAGCGUCAAACCAGAACCAACGACCGUCUUGGCUGACUCUUUGCCAAAAACUUUUUUUUUUCACUGCCUUCGGAUGUUGGUUUUAUUUCGCCUGCUGCAUUUCUCCAGUUGAAGUUUUCAAGUGCAUCGCCGCGCCAUCGAUGUCGUCGUCGGAAUUUGUUCCGAGUGAUUUGAGCUUUGCGUUGUUUAUGCAUUCCACCCCACAACCACAAUGUUCGGCCAUUCUGUCGUCAAUUCAUAGGAAUAGGGAGUCGCUCAUGGGAAUCGAAUAAGAUCGAUUCCACCCAUCUGUCUUAUCCAAGUAAACUAUGCGGUUUUAUUUGAGUCAUUAGCGAUUGUUUUCGGAGGGUUAAAAUUUGAUUCCGUUCCAAAUUUUAAAGAAAUUUUCUGAGUGAUGGAUAGAAUUAGCCUCACAGAUUUGAGACGACAGUUUUUUGGACCAACGCUGGACGAAAGCGUUCUCUAUGGGAUGGGUUUUGUGGCAGGGCAGACUGGAGCAUCCGAUCGUGAGCAAGAAUCUGGGCGGACAUAUCGGCAAACAAAAACUGAGCGGAAAUAUUCAAAAGAAGCGGUCGACCUUCAAGAUAGAGAAAAUAUUACUUCCGCUGAUACUCGGGGUUCUGCUGAUCGGAACGGGCAAAGAAAUGACCUGAAUCCAAGGAAUCCAAAAACAGAAAAACCACCUUCCAUUGACUUAGAACCACAGCAAAGAAGCUCGUCUUCGUUAUCAAGCAAGAAGGACAGAAAUAGACAAAUCUCAACCAGUUCUUCGCAAAGCAAUGCUUUCAAAAUGAGCGCACCGACGAAAUCGAUCGAUUCAGAUGUACAAUCAACAAUAUCAUCCGAUGUGCCAUCGAAAAGUAGUAAACUAGCAGAGCACCCAAACGAACUCAAAUCCGAAAAAAGAGUAUCAAUUGGCAGUUCCUUGGAUGACAUCAAAUCGAAACCCAGUGAAUCGAGAACGUCAAAAGAGAUGGAAAACAGCGAAAAAAGAUCAUCGAUCAAAUCUACUACUAAUACGGAUGAGUUCGUAUCAACCAAAUCACAUAUGUCUAAGAAAUCAUCUAAGGAUAGACGACUUUCGGCAGCGGUGAAACUGGCGAAAGUAAAGGUUACGAAGACUACCCAGACAGCUGCCUGCGCUUUCGCAGGAAGUCCGAAAGGUGCGACGGAUGCGAUAGCUUGGGAUAAGCACUCGCUGAAGCGGGUGAGGUAA
Aedes albopictus (Asian tiger mosquito) is the source of this 1233-nucleotide messenger RNA. RefSeq names its product serine-rich adhesin for platelets. The record is from RefSeq and is a predicted model, not a curated record. The transcript is spliced from 4 exons. The coding region runs from base 412 to 1233 and encodes 273 amino acids. Lineage: Eukaryota; Metazoa; Arthropoda; Insecta; Diptera; Culicidae.